Molecule: messenger RNA, 2880 nt
Organism: Macadamia integrifolia
Lineage: Eukaryota; Viridiplantae; Streptophyta; Magnoliopsida; Proteales; Proteaceae
Product: ABC transporter C family member 3-like
Exons: 6
Coding region: 1-2880 (959 amino acids)
Biological process (GO): transmembrane transport
Cellular component (GO): vacuolar membrane; plant-type vacuole
Molecular function (GO): ABC-type transporter activity; ATP hydrolysis activity; ATP binding
Source: RefSeq, a predicted model, not a curated record
AUGUCUUGUUCCUAUCUUGUUAUACAUAUUGGUCUGUAUUGGAAACAUAUAUCCUUUCCAUUCCUACUAUGGGUCUCUGAUGUUGUGUCCAUUAUUGCUAGUUUGCUAUUUUUUUAUGCUGGGUUAUUUGGGAAUGGACGAGAAGAUGAAGGUUUCCUUUUGUUGGAGCCUCUUUUGAAAACUAGUUCUAGUCGAAAUAAUGGCGACGAUGGACAAGGAUCAAGUGUUGGUGGAGAGAGUGUAACUCCUUAUGCAAAUGCUGAUUUCCUUAGUAUUUUUACUUUCUCUUGGAUGAGACCUUUGCUUAAACUUGGGUAUGAAAAAGCACUAGACCUUGAAGAUGUUCCCCAGCUUGCCAAUUAUCAUAGUGCUAAUGUGGUAUUCACUCGCUUUAGAAAUAAAUUUGAAUCUAAUGGUAAUGGCAGUGGUAAAGUAAGCAUAUUCAAGCUGAUGAAGUCAUUGAUUCUCUUGACAUGGAAAGAAAUUUUAUGGACAGCUCUACUAUCUAUUGUAUGCACUUUAGCUUCUUAUGUUGGACCACUUCUUAUUGAGACUUUUGUUCAGUAUCUCAAUAGCCCUCAUCAAGAAAAAUAUAAAGGCUAUACCCUAGUAUUUGUUUUCUUUCUUUCGAAACUCCUAAGGUGCCUCUUAGAGAGACACUUGUUCUUUCAAUUGCGAAAUAUGGCAAUUAUGGUCCGCACUGCCCUAUUCUCAAUAAUCUAUAAGAAGUGUCUCACGCUCUCAAGCCAAUCAAAGCAAGGCCACACUAAUGGGGAGAGCAUCAAUUUGAUGAGUGUUGAUGUUGAAAGGAUUGGAGUUUUUAGUUGGUACUUGCAUGAUAUAUGGAAGGUGCCCCUUCAGCUUUUUCUAGCAUUGUUGAUCUUGUAUAAGAGCCUCGGGUUUGCUUCAUUUGUAGCUUUUUUUGCCACAAUGAUUUUGAUGUUAUUGAAUGUUCCACUAGGGAAACUACAAGAAACAUUUCAAGGGAAAUUGAUGGAUGCAAAAGAUCGAAGGAUGAAAGUGACAUCUGAGGCUCUAAGGAAUAUGAGGAUUCUCAAGCUUCGGGGCUGGGAUAUGAGAUUCUUGGCUAAUAUAAUUGAGCUUAGAAACUUUGAAACAAGAUGGUUAAAAAAAUUACUUUAUACUACAUCAGCUAUUAAUUCCUUUGUCUACUCUUCUGCUCCCCUGUUUGUAUCCAUGGCUACUUUUGGGUUCUGUAUGUUAAUGGAAAUUCCAUUAGGGUCAGGAAACAUUUUGUCUGCACUUGCAACAUUUGAGAUAUUACAAUUGCCCAUUUAUUGUCUCCCAACCACAAUCUCCAUGGUAGUUCAGACUAAAGUUUCCCUCGACAGAAUAACCUCAUACCUUUGUCUCAAUGAUCUUCAUCCUAAUAUGAUACAAAAGCUUCAAAGGGAUAAUGUCGAGGUUGCAGUUGAGAUAGUCAGUGGGAAUUUCUCUUGGGACCUUUCUUCUCCUAAUCUCACAUUAAAAGAUCUUAAUUUUCGAGUGUACCAUGGUACGAGAGUGGCUGUUUGUGGUUCUAUUGGAUCGGGUAAAUCAAGCCUACUUUCAUGCUUAUUGGGGGAAUUGUCAAAGGUAUCUGGAAUCAUUAAGUUGAAUGGGACAAAGGCCUAUGUUGCACAAUCACCUUGGAUACAGAGUGGCAAGAUAGUAGACAAUAUAUUGUUUGGUAAGGAAAUGGAUAAGGAAAGGUAUGAGAUGAUCCUUGAAGCAUGUUCACUAAACAAGGACCUAGAAUUGUGUCCAUUUGGUGAUCAGACUAUCAUAGGGGAGAGGGGUAUUAAUCUUAGUGGUGGGCAGAAACAAAGAAUUCAGAUUGCGCGUGCUUUAUACCAUGAUGCUGAUAUUUAUCUGCUUGAUGAUCCUUUCAGUGCUGUGGAUGCUCAUACAGGAACUCAUCUAUUUAAGGAGUGCUUGUUAGGAAUUUUGAGUUCAAAAACUGUAAUUUAUGUUACCCACCAAAUAGAGUUUUUAUCUUCGGCUGAUCUUAUCUUGGUUAUGAGAGAUGGAAAAAUUUCUCAAGUAGGAAAAUACAAAGAAAUACUUAGUUCAGGAACUAACUUUAUAGAAUUGGUGGGAGCACAUAAGAAAGCUUUGGCAGACCUUAAUUGUGUUAAGCGUAGGGAUUCUUUCGAUAAUUUAAGUAAUGGUGAGGAAGACGUCAGUAGUUAUUGGAUGGUGUUGGUUACUCCAGUUUCAAAGGAUGUGAGACCUCAUGAAAGAGGAUCCACUAUUAUCUUUGUUUAUAUAGCUUUGACCCUUGGAAGCUCUCUUUGUGUACUUAUUAGGUCCAUGCUCAUUGCAUCAUUAGAUCAAAGUGCACUUGAUACCUUUAUUCCAAAUCAAAUUGAAGAACUCAUUAUCUCGAUCACUGGAUUCUUGGGAACUGUUGCAGUAAUGUCACAGGCUGCAUGGAAAAUGUUAAUAAUUUUUAUUCCAAUGAUUGUGAUAUGCAUUUGGUAUCAGAUGUCCGGUGAGUCCUCUCGGGCUCUCUCCCCUAUUUACAGCCGAACUGAGCCCCCACGGCCGGAACCUCCAGACGAGGCGGACUUUGAGCUAAACCUAGAUGCAGAGACUGAAGACCUGCUGGAUUCACAAGCCAACUUGACCCUUGUUGGAAAGAUCUUGGAUGGAAAGCCUUUCCGUCAGCAAGCAGUGAACGAUGCCCUCGUCUCAGCGUGGCAUCUCCUUGGUGAAGUCCAUAUUACGCCAGUGGCCUCUCAUGGAUUCAUCUUCCUCUUCAGUCACCCUUUGGAUAUUAAGAAUGUCCUAGAAGGCAGCCCAUGGUCGGUGUCUGGGAACCUACUAGUCUUUAGAGUGGUGGAAUCCCAUAGGGGAUUCGACAUUCCAAUUUUCUGA